UAUUCGCGAAGAUCGAACGCGUUCUAGCUUGUGGUCUUUAAUCGAAAUAUCCAUAGAUCGUCUACGAAGGAAAUUAACGAAUCAUUUCGAAGUAGAAUUUAACAGUAAGUUUGUGUCAACUGUUCUGUGAUGGUUAUUGUUUGACACUCGAAUACGUCGUCGCGAGUCGAAUGAUCGAUAUUACAUUAUAAAGUUCAGUUUUGUAAAAUACUUUGCGGUGAUAAAGUGUUUCGAAGAGGCAUUGGGAAAAAUGACUGCCGAUUCGUUGAAGCCAUUUCUUAAUUCACCAAAUGCUUUAAGUACCCUAUCCAGGGACUGUACGGAGAAAAAAUCCGUGAAAAGUUGCCUACUAGUUUGUGGUUCAGUGAUUCUGUGUGUUUUAUCGGUGGCGGUUUUAGGAUUGGAGAUAUGGAAUAUCAACAGAAUCACCGAGCUGCAGCGGGAGGUCGACAGCCUGAAGCAGCAAAUGCAAGAGCUCCGCAAUCUACGGAUCGGGAGUCUGGAAGAUUUCAGCGAUUUUGAAGAUGCGUACGACGCAAACGAAGCACAUCACAGCUCGGAAGAAUACGGGGAGCCGUUUGAGGGGGAAAAUGACAUCGAAGAGGGAAGUACCAGCGUGUACGGAAUUCCGGACUACCACGCGGAUGACAUCGAAACGGAGAUUAGCGUGACGGUCAGCAACACACUUGACGGCAAACGAAAGGCUCGCUCCAUUACCGGAAUGACCUACCAAGGAGUACCGAUUCUGGACGAACCCUACAUGAACCGUCAACUCAAUCGCUCCCGUCAGCACACUCAUCACCAUCAUCAGCAGCAGCAACAGGAGCAUGGUCGGCGGGAGACACAAUACGAGCAAAUGCGCCAGCGGCCGGAGGAAACGGCUACCCCUCCGCCACAGCUCAAGCUCAACUGGGACGACGAAAGCAGGGAAAUUCCAGCACAUCGCCAGCCGAACGGUGCUGCCAGGAGGGAGCAUUCCAUGCGAAGACAUCAGAAUGUUUACCGCGCGAGUUCCACCGCUACUACCGAGGGAUCGGCCUCAGACGCAUCCUACAUUCGCCGGAAUGAGUUAGCUAGAAGCGAAAAAAUCGUUCAGAGCUUACAACCCAACCUAGUUGGACCGGAUUUUACUACUAAACCACCGGGACCGAUCCAUGAUCGUCGCAGCCGGGUCAUGAUGACCAAUGGCGAAAACAAAUAUCAAAAGGUUAUCAAGAAUCCGGGUACUUAUAUGGAAUCCCGUCAACCCCCGAUCCAACGAGUGGGAAGCUUGAUGCGUAAAUCCGCUGUCCCGGUACGUGUAACCGCUCUUCAUCUGGCCAAAUACCAUCCGCACUACAACAGCCAUCGUGCCACCAACCAUGUCAACUGGCAGUGGCACCCCAUCGAUGCGGCCAAUCAGGAAGCUUUGAACGGUGGAGUUUUCAAUCUGUCUCACAACGGCACGCUUACGGUAAACGACACGGGAUUGUACUUCGUCUAUGCUCAGAUCACUUACUCUGAUCAACACCCAAUCAGUGGCUUCAAUAUCGUGGUCAACGGAAGGAACCACGCAUCCUGCUCCGUUCACGGCCAACAUGGUAAAAAGACGAAUGCUUGUUACACAGCGGCCCUGGUAGACUUGGACACCGGUUCUCAGCUGGAAAUUAAAGAUAUGGAUGAGGGGCGCGUGCAUCUGCCCUUCCAGGAAAAAACCUUCUUCGGGUUAUAUAAACUGGGCAGGCGGCCAGUGACCAACAGCAAUUCUUACAUUUAGCUGGAUUCAGUUGAAACCGUUUUUAAAAUCUUUGUACAUAGACUAGCUUAACAUUGUAUCUCAUUAAUAUUUGUAUUGUCUUGUUAUUAAUACGAGUAUGUAUUGAAUGUGUUAUUGCUCCCGUUGUCGUGAUAUUUAUACAAAACUCAUAAAACACUUAUGAAAUACACAAAAAACGCCGAACCUUAGUGCCAUGUAAGCUUAUACCAA
Messenger RNA from Topomyia yanbarensis, 1966 nucleotides. RefSeq names its product protein eiger (gene egr). Gene Ontology annotation, cellular component: membrane. The record is from RefSeq and is a predicted model, not a curated record. The coding region runs from base 251 to 1756 and encodes 501 amino acids. Lineage: Eukaryota; Metazoa; Arthropoda; Insecta; Diptera; Culicidae. Gene Ontology annotation, molecular function: tumor necrosis factor receptor binding; receptor ligand activity. The transcript is spliced from 7 exons. Gene Ontology annotation, biological process: immune response.